UAGAAGCAAAUGGCUUGUUCAUUCGGCACCACCUUAUACCGUAGCUGCCCAACGCCGCCGCGGCCGGAGCUUUGGCCUGCCCGUCCACGUCGCCGCCUUUGCAUGUCGUCUUCGGUCAGAAUCGUGGUGCCGCCGCCACCGGUCAUCACGAGUUACGAUGUGCUGCGCAAAUACAUACGUCAGCCAUCGAUGCCACAUCCUUUCAAAGAAGACGAGGAAGGCAACAAGAGAAGGGAAUAUCUGCUGGAAGAAACAGCAAGAACACUGAGAAGAUCAUCUAAACCGCCAUUGGAGACACUCAAGCUCAUCGACACCAUCCAACGCCUCGGAAUCGCCUACUAUCUCGACGACGAAAUCACCGCCCUUCUCCAGAACCAGUUCUCCCUCGCCGGAGAAGAUGAUGACCUAAUCGCCACCGCCCUAAGGUUCCGAUUGCUCCGCCAUAAUGGCUUCCCCGCCGCCGCAGACGUGUUUCUGAAAUUCAUGGAUGAGAGGGGGAAAUUCAAGGAAUUGUCCAUGCCGGAGGGCGGAUUAGGGCUGCUGAGCUUGUACGAAGCGUCGUACACAGGCGCUAGAGGAGAAGAGACGAUAAUGGAGGAAGCAAAGGUGUUCUCGAGAGCUCGCCUUCAGCAAUGGCUUCCUCAGCUUCCACAACAACUCCGGCAGGCGGCGGCGCAAGCGCUGGCGGUGCCGACGCACCGGCGGAUGGCGCGGCUAGAGGCCAGGCGAUACAUUCAGGAAUACGGUGGGGGUAAUAGAGAGCUGAUCGAACUUGCAGUAUUGGAUUAUAAUAGAGUUCAAGCUCAACACCAAAUGGAAUUGACAGAACUCACAAGGUGGUGGAAACAACUAGGGCUUGUUGAGAAGUUACCGUUUGCUCGGGAUAGACCGUUGGAGUGUUUUCUAUGGAGCGUUGGACUUCUUCCGGAGCCCAAAUACUCUACAUGUCGAAUAGAAUUGGCUAAAACCAUUGCCGUUUUAUUGGUCAUUGAUGAUGUUUUCGACACUUACGGCAAAAUGGACGACCUAUUGCUCUUCACCGAUGUUAUUAAGAGAUGGGAUCUUGCAGCCAUCGAAACCCUUCCCGAAUACAUGAAAAUAUGCUACAUGGCAUUGUACAAUACGACUAAUGAAAUAUGCUACAAAGUUCUCAAGGAGAAUGGAUGGAGUGUUCUUCCUUACCUUAAAUCUACGUGGAUAGAUAUGAUCGAAGGUUUCAUGAGGGAGGCGAAGUGGUUCAACGGGGGUCGGCCCCCAAAUUUGGAUGAGUAUGUCGAAAAUGGUGUUUCCACUGCCGGGGCAUACAUGGCUUUGGUGCAUCUAUUCUUCCUAAUCGGGGAAGGCAUCAACGAAGCAAACGCUCAAUUGUUAACCAAACCCUAUCCAAAGCUCUUCACGGCUGCCGGCCAAAUUCUUCGCCUUUGGGAUGAUCUUGGAACGGCCAAGGAGGAGCAAGAACGAGGGGACUUUGCGUCAAGCAUACAUUUAUAUAUGAAGGAGAAAAACUUGGGGAGUGAAGAGGAAGGGAGAAGUCGUAUUUUGGAAAAGAUAAACAACUUGUGGAAAGAUUUGAAUGGAGAAGUCAUGUACAACCACACGCGGAUGCCUCUACCGAUUAUUAAAGUCGCGCUUAACAUGGCUAGAGCUGCACAAGUUGUGUACAAUCACGACCAACAUACUUAUUUUUCUAGCGUCGACAAUUAUGUUGAGGCCCUCUUCUUCACUCCUCUAGCAAUUUGAAUACAUUCUUCCUUGAUGCAAUGCAUGUAUGUAUGUGCGUAUAGACUUAGUAUAAAUGUAUGUAUCCAUAAAAAAAAUUACAUGCAAAAAUGUAUUUUGGUUUUGAAGAGAAUUUAGGAAUAUGAACUUUUUGUAUUUCACCAAAGAAGUAAUUUACA
Molecule: messenger RNA, 1898 nt
Organism: Andrographis paniculata
Lineage: Eukaryota; Viridiplantae; Streptophyta; Magnoliopsida; Lamiales; Acanthaceae
Product: geraniol synthase, chloroplastic-like
Exons: 7
Coding region: 10-1740 (576 amino acids)
Biological process (GO): diterpenoid biosynthetic process
Molecular function (GO): magnesium ion binding; terpene synthase activity
Source: RefSeq, a predicted model, not a curated record